AUGAAGUACAUUGAGACAGAGCUCAAGAAGAGGAAAGGGAUCGUGGAACACGAGGAACAGAAAGUCAAGCCAAAGAAUGCAGAGGACUGUCUGUACGAACUUCCGGAAAACAUCCGUGUCUCCUCAGCCAAGAAGACCGAAGAGAUGCUUUCCAACCAGAUGCUAAGCGGCAUCCCCGAGGUGGACCUAGGCAUCGACGCAAAAAUAAAAAAUAUCAUUUCCACGGAGGAUGCCAAGGCCCGUCUGCUGGCAGAGCAGCAGAACAAGAAGAAAGACAGCGAGACGUCUUUCGUGCCCACCAACAUGGCCGUGAAUUACGUGCAGCACAACCGAUUUUAUCACGAGGAGCUCAACGCCCCCAUUCGGAGAAACAAAGAAGAGCCCAAAGCACGACCCUUGAGAGUGGGUGACACGGAGAAGCCAGAGCCUGAGCUGGCCAUCUCGUGUUCCGUGGCAUGGAGCUACUCCGGUUCCCUCUAG
Puma concolor (puma) is the source of this 480-nucleotide messenger RNA. NCBI's taxonomy places the organism in Eukaryota, Metazoa, Chordata, Mammalia, Carnivora, Felidae. The record is from RefSeq and is a predicted model, not a curated record.